AUGCUUCGACUUGCCACCAGGCUCCGAUCGUCCCUUAUCACAUCAGCUGUGCGUCGUCACUCGGCGUGCUGUGGCGGUGACCACCAGAUGUCGGAGGCAGAGCAAAAAAUGAGCAAACUGCUCAACGAGGGUAUUCAGGGUUGCUCUCGAGUUGAGGUACACGAUGUGUCCAACGGCUGUGGAUCCAUGUACGACGUCGUCGUUGAAGCAUCAAGUUUCCAAGGAAAAUCGAAAGUUGCUCAACACAAAAUUGUCACCUCGAUUCUCAGCGAACAAAUCAAAGGUAUGCACGGGCUGACAAUCAAAACAAAAGCUGUUUGA
Caenorhabditis briggsae is the source of this 321-nucleotide messenger RNA. The record is from RefSeq and is a predicted model, not a curated record. Lineage: Eukaryota; Metazoa; Nematoda; Chromadorea; Rhabditida; Rhabditidae. Bases 1 to 321 code for a protein of 106 amino acids. The transcript has 2 exons.